This is a messenger RNA of Didymodactylos carnosus, 1068 nucleotides long. The record is from the annotation of a GenBank genome assembly. NCBI's taxonomy places the organism in Eukaryota, Metazoa, Rotifera, Eurotatoria, Philodinida, Philodinidae.
AUGUUUGCUUGUCGUGAUCUUGCAAUAACAUCUAGUCGCACACUUCGUGUCGAUUUUUCAACGGCAAUCUAUGCUAAUUCAUUGCGAUUAGUUGUAAGAAAACCGACAUCCAUUCAGCUAAAUUGGUUCUCAUAUUUGGAUCCAUUUUCAUUGCCGUUAUGGUUGACGACAUUAGGCUGUAUUAUAUUCGGUGCAAUAUUAACUUGGAUGUUUGAACAUAAAGAAAAUAACGAUUUGAAAAUUCGAUCAUUACCCAGUGGAACGAUAUUGAGUAUGUGGUAUUCAUUAGCAAAUAUUUUCGGUUUUGGUGCUGAAUUUGGUGCAACAACAGCCGCUGGUCGUUUAUUAACACUUGGUUUAAGGAUUCUUUCUUUAAUAUUAAUGGCAACAUACACAGCUCAAUUAACAUCAUUUUUAACAGUAAAAAGUGCAAAAUCAACAAUAACAGGUAUUAAUGAUAUUAUAAAUAAUAAAAUACCUUAUAGUCGUAUUGGCGUUGUUAGUGGCACAUCAGGUGAAGAAUAUUUUUUGAAAGCAAUAUCACUUGGACGUACAGAUUAUUAUCAUUUACCAACAACUCAAGAUAUAUUUACAAAAUUAUUAGAUAAUACAAUUGAUGUGGCUGUAGCUAGUGGUGCGUCAGCUGUCUAUGCAAUUGAUAAUAUAUACUGUAAAUUAACACUUGCAGGUGAUCCAUUUUAUGCAACAUCGAUUGCAAUUGAUUUACCCAAACUAUGGCCCUAUAAACAGGCUUUAAAUGUCGAAUUAUUAACAAUAAAAGAAUCGGGUCUAUUAGAAGGCAUAAUGGGAAAAUAUUUUAAUACAUUAACGUGUGGGAGUAGUAGCGAUGCUGCAACUGGCAGUAGUAGUAUGACCGUUGAGUCAUUGGCUGGUUUAUUUCUUACAUUUGCUUGUAUAUGUGUUCUAGCAAUUUUACUACAUUUUUGGUUUAGAGCUAAGAUACAUGUAUUUAAAAUAAUAAGACGACGAAAACAAGAGAAGUCUCAGCGAUCAUCAACGAACCAUGAUAACAAUAUUUCACAUUCAAAUGCGGUUUCAGUGUUCUAA